UGACGUAAUUGGUUUUAAACCUCAGCGAACGCGCGCAGCGCUAAUGAAUUAGCUAUACAUUUUAAGCUUUGGUGGCAUCUAACCAACUUAAGACUAAGAUUUUAGAUUUUUUUUAUUGCUAUCAUUCCAGGUUUGCAAUUUUAUCGAAAAGAUGGACAUCCAGAAAAUCAUUCACGAUGCACUACACGAGUUCAUUCAGUCCUAUAUACCUCAAGCAGACCUCAGUACUCUUGAUGAUGUGCUUUUGUCAUACAUCACCGGGGUGCUGGAAGAUUUGGGAUCCCAAGAAAGUGUGGAGGAAAACUUCGAUGUAGAGGUGUUUGUUGAAAUGCUGGAAGCCUACAUCCCUGGUUUUUCUGAUAUUGACAGUGUCAAAGUUUGUGAGAUGAUGUUUAGUCUGGCAUCAAAGUUGGCUUCAGCACGGGACACAGAUACUGGAGAGAUGAAAACCGAAGAGAUUAAAUUUCACUUAUCAGAAAGCUCGGCCAUCACCAACAAACACUCAGGAGCAAAGCCUCACAGUGUCACAUCACAAGCAGAGGGAGCCACAGCUGAGGUGACUGAAUCUGUGUGGGAUAACCAGGAGCAGCAUCUUCUUGAGAUGUUUCCUAAGUGCAGUGUGACUGAGGCCAGAAGUGCAUUGUCGAUUGCAAAAGGAGAUAUGGAGGAGGCUGUUCGUCUUAUUAUUGAAGGAGAUGUUCAGCUGAUGUGUCCACCUUCACUCAAUGUAAACGAAGGGAAGACUGUAUCUGCUGAAGUUGAUCAGAAACUUAAAGCAAGUAUUUUAGAAAAGUACAUGCAUGUUGAUAGUGAAGAAGAUAAAAAAGUACACAGGCCAGUUACUCCAAAAGAUGCCCCUAAAAAAUUAGUGCGCUACCAUGGAAGUCAAGUGGUCACCACAAAAGGAGAACGCUACCAUCUAGUCAAGAAAGAAGAAGGUGAAGAUAUGAAGAAGACCUACGUUAGUCUCAAACCAGCACGCAAAUAUCGUUUUCAUUGAUGACAAUCAUCUUGUUCAUGGACCAUUCUGAUUAUCUUUUGUUUUUGAUAUUUGUGUCCCGUCGAAUGAUCUAUGACUGGAAACAAAUAGUUUGGUUUUUAUUUAAGUGUACCUUGGUCAAAAUGGGUGUCCAUUGGAUUUGUUGUGGUGCUCAAGUUUUUGUUUCCUUAAUAUUUGAAGGAGUUGGAUUGGUUUUGCCUUGUUUUCAGUGAAACUCACAGCAGUUUCUUUUCAAACCCUUAUGAGUUAAUGUAUUUAUUUUUUUAAUCUUUACUAAACAUAAAGCUAUAUUGAAGAACAUUGGGGUGUUUACACCUCAUUUGGCUGUUGGCCUCCGUAAAGUCAAACCUUGUUUGAAACAUCAUAAUGUGUCAUUGAAACAUGCAGUGAAGUGGUUGUUUUGUUUUAAAAUCAACCAAUUUAUCAUGCUGUUUUUAUUUUCAUAUGCAGAAAUAUAAAAUAUAUGUUCAUACAAAUAUUAAGGAAUUGAUGGGUCUGUGACAGUGGAUUCGUGUUGCAGUUCACAAACAAGGUGUGUUAAUUCAGGACUCAUCUGAUGGCAAAUAUACACUGGAUAACUUUGGAUAGAUUAACCUUUGAGUGAAUAUUUCAUUAAGUUUCACUGUAUUGUGUAUUUAGCUGGCUAUACAUAGUUUUAGAAAUGAAUGCUUGUGUUCACGAUUAACAGUUAUAUUCAUAUUACACUAGUAUUUGAAGAUUGUUGCCAUUUGAUGUACUGUUUACCCGGUUGUGUUUUGUGUAGCGUGAGCUGUCAACAUCACCAGAUGUUUCCAAAACCACCGCAGCCCUAAAACUAAAGUGAAGUGAUUGGAUUCAAAUAUAUUAACAUUGUUUCUCAAAGUAACUAGUAAAAAUUGGAUGUUUUACAAAUACAGUCUUUUCUCAGUUCUGUGUAUUUUGACACGAAUAGUUUUAUAAUAAGAUUGUGUUAGGAUAAUUAACUAUACAUAUCUGAAGACACAAAGUCAUGAACAUGAAGGCCUUUUGUUUUUUAAUUUAAGGAG
Messenger RNA from Paramisgurnus dabryanus, 2025 nucleotides. It is a transcript of the gene cuedc2, whose product is annotated as CUE domain containing 2. Lineage: Eukaryota; Metazoa; Chordata; Actinopteri; Cypriniformes; Cobitidae. The record is from RefSeq and is a predicted model, not a curated record.